Messenger RNA from Pogona vitticeps (central bearded dragon), 1227 nucleotides. NCBI's taxonomy places the organism in Eukaryota, Metazoa, Chordata, Lepidosauria, Squamata, Agamidae. The record is from RefSeq and is a predicted model, not a curated record.
GGUGGGGGGAGAAAGCCGCUCCGAACUCCUGGCCCGCUUGGGGAUCCCCGUGGAGGAGAUGGACGCCCUGGACCGACACCUGGAGGGCCUGUGGGAAGCCCUGGAGGACAUCUACCUGUCCAAGGAGGUGGACGCCCCGCGGGAGAAGGUGGAGGCCGUGUCUUGGUCCGUGGCGGCCUUCAAGGGGGCCCUGAGGGCGGCCGGACGGGCCGAGGGUCCCGCCUGGGAGAGGCUGGGCGCCCUGGAGAGAUGCGUGGAAGGUCUGCCGCUGGAGGAAAUGGCGGCCCUGAAUGAGGAGCUGAGGACCCUCACAGAGGUCCUGAGGGAGAAGGCGGAAGCCCCAGAGGACGUGCCCUGGAUGGAGGUGGGAGAGGCCCCGGAUUGGGGCCAAGCAGAGACCUGGAAGGCGCCCGGCGCAGGUGCCGAUCCAACACCUGUGGUGGCAGGAGGAGGAAGAGACCAAGACGGGAUUGGGGCCUUGGGACUGCCUUUGCCAGCUUCUGUGGGGGCAUCAAGCUUCUCGACGAAGGAGGACACCGGUUGCAGCCGUCCUGUCAACUCCCCGGGAGGUGCGUCGGCCUCGGGGCCUCCUUCGGGUCUUGGGGCAAGGAGAAACUGGCACAAGGAUGUGACUCAGGAGGCGCGCCAGUGCUUGGUCCCGAAGUUCGCAGAAGACAUCACGGGAAGGCAGCGUUCCCUCGGGGCAAAACCCGCAGUGCUGGUACAAGUGGAACCCUUCAGGAAAAGAGGAAGACCCCGACUGCGAGAUGGACAGGCUUCAGUAAGGAACCACAAGCUGGAGUUGGCGAGAUCUGAGCAGGGCCGUUGAGGACGUGAUCUUCUGGAGGUCACUCAUUCAUGGGGUUGCCCUAAGUCAUGGUCAGGCUCCCCACUGCUUGGCCCUUUCACACACCGCAGUCAAGUCUGGUUGCCCCACCCGCUUGGCUGGCCUUUUCUGACUUCAGAGCUGGAACAAGCCGCCCGAGAAAUACCAGGCAGAUCCAGCUCAGGACGCCCCCUGAGUUGGGCACAGGGCACGGGGUCUCCCGAGCCCCUCCACCAGUCCCCUGGACAGAUGCCGUGGGCAGGGACAUCAUCAUCCGGGGGAAGCCUAGCAGUGCAGGCGGUUGGUCGGUCCCCCCUGAGACGCCAGGUGUAAGGGAGAAGGAAAGUCUCUGUUUUUCCUGGAGCGAAAAAUAACUCAAAUAAAUUGUGACAAGCCUUGUA